Messenger RNA from Pestalotiopsis fici W106-1, 762 nucleotides. RefSeq lists its product as uncharacterized. Lineage: Eukaryota; Fungi; Ascomycota; Sordariomycetes; Amphisphaeriales; Sporocadaceae. Bases 1 to 762 code for a protein of 253 amino acids. The record is from RefSeq and is a predicted model, not a curated record. The transcript has a single exon.
AUGGCUGUUGAUUCCUUGACGAGUACUCCGGCUAAUCACCUUUACAACGUGCGGUUCCCACAAAAACACGAAACAAAUGUCCAACAAGACGAUGAGUGGUGCGAGCUCUUGACCAAAGAUCAUGUUCAGCACAUUCGCUUUCAUGAUUACGCCUUCAUCUUCAACAACCGCGGACUUUACGAGCAGUUAUUUGUCGAUCGGUUGAAAUGCAGCUCUCACCGCGUCGUAACGGAUCUUUUGGGAAAGGAAACACAUCGAUUACAGGGAGCGCCUCUGCACGCAAUGGAUCUAGGGGCUGGCAACGGUCUAGUCGGCGCACAGCUUCACCAGCUCGGGGCUUCGCGACUCAUUGGCUGCGACAUUUUGCCAGAAGCCAAACAAGCUGCCUUGAGAGACCAGCCGGGUAUCUAUGAUGACUACCUCAUUUGCGACUUGACCAAUCUUUCCGACGAGCAUUCCACCUUGCUACACAAGGCCGAUAUCAAUGUCUUGACCAUUGUCGGAGCACUGGGGUUCGGGGAUAUCCCCAAGGAAGCAUUCUUGGCUGCCAUUGGGUUUGUAAAGAAUGGAGGUUUGAUUGCAUUCAAUUUGAAGGACCAAUUUUACGGAUCCGAAGAUCAAAGCGGAUUUUCAGAAACUAUAAAAGAGUCUGUCGUGAAUGGACGAUUGGCCAUUCUCUCAGAGCAGAAAUACUGCCAUAGGCUAUCCGUCACUGGUCAAGAACUGUAUUAUUAUGCAUUUGUUGCCGUGAAGCGCUCAUGA